CCGCGAUGCCGGCGUCCCAGGUGCGCUCCCGGGCCCGGGACAGGAGCAACGUCCUCAACAGGGCCGAGUUCCUCUCCCUCAACCAGCCCUUGAAAGGCAACCAGGAGAGCAGGAGCUCCCUCAGGAAGCAGAGCAGCCAGGCCGGCGCGGCCGGCGCUCCGAGCGGCAAUCCCAAGGAGCGCAGGCAAUCCCAGCAGCUGCCCGAGGAGGACUGCAUGCAGCUCAACCCGUCCUUCAAGGGAAUCGCCUUCAACUCCCUGCUGGCCAUCGAUAUCUGCAUGUCCAAGAGGCUCGGCGUGUGUGCCAGCACGGCCUCGUCCUGGGGCGGUGCGCGCUCCAUGAUCAACCUCCUGGGGAUAACGGGCCACGGCAUCCCCUGGGUGGCCGGCACGCUUAUCUGCCUGGUGAAGAGCAGCACGCUGGCCGGCCAGGAGGUCCUCAUGAACCUGCUGCUAGCCUUGCUGCUGGACAUCAUCAUCGUGGCCGGCCUGCAGAAACUGGCCAAGAGGAAGGGCCCGUUUGACGUCAGCCCUGGCUUGUUGGACUACCUGACCAUGGACACGUACGCCUUCCCAGCGGGGCACGCCAGCCGAGCGGCCAUGCUCUCCAAGUUCUUCCUCAACCACCUGGUCUUGGCCAUCCCCCUGCGGAUCCUGCUGGUCCUUUGGGCCUUCUGUGUGGGCUUUUCCCGCGUCAUGAUCGGACGGCACCACAUCACGGAUGUCCUGUCGGGCUUUGUUUUUGGCUACUUACAGUUCAGGCUAGUGGAGUUGAUAUGGAUGUCUUCCAACACGUGUCAGAUGUUGAUAUCAAUCUGGUGAACACGGGGGACUCGAUGCCGUUCGACUGGAAACUAGCAGAUACUUCAAGGGUCUCCCUCCCAGUAUUUUUUACAUGUUGUCUGUUGGAAAGAAUUGUAAAAUCCACAAGUAGUGGUGUUUUUUAAUGUUGCUUCCCUGCCCGAAAGAAAAAAAAAAAAUACUUGCAAUUGGUUGGGUUUUAGCAAUCAAGGGCCACAGCUGUGUUUUGGCCAUAUUAUCAAGCUGUGUUUGUACAG
Molecule: messenger RNA, 1057 nt
Organism: Tinamus guttatus (white-throated tinamou)
Lineage: Eukaryota; Metazoa; Chordata; Aves; Tinamiformes; Tinamidae
Gene: PLPP7
Product: phospholipid phosphatase 7 (inactive)
Cellular component (GO): nuclear envelope
Molecular function (GO): sphingosine-1-phosphate phosphatase activity
Source: RefSeq, a predicted model, not a curated record